CUUCAAAAAAUGUCUUCAGCCAUUCUUUUUGAUAAUCUUAACAAAAUUGUAUGUUAAUACAAACAUAAAUAUGAUGUACUAUUUUAUGUUGUAAAUGGUAAUCAAGACAGCAAAAUUACUUUUUUUUGCUAAUAAUGUUUAUCAAAAUAAACAUUACCUUAAAAUGCAGAAUCCUUGGAAAAGGCUAAAGAAAAAAUAAAAUAUCAUAAAAAUACCACAUUGGAAUUAGCAAACCUACUAAUUUAAAGAUAGAUAUAAAAAAUUUAAGAGCUUAAUGCCAAAAUUGAUGAAUUCAAAUCAUAAAUUUUACAAUAAAUCGAUUAAUCAUAAGAUAAUUUGAAAUUGUGGAGAUAAUAAUUGGAGACUUUCUAUGAGGAAGAGAAGAGUUAUGAUAUAGAGUUAGAAUUGAAAUCAUUAAAUUUAAAUAAUGAAGAAUACCAUUUAAAUUAACAAAUAAGACUUGAGGAAAAAAUACUUGCUAGCAAUCAUUCAUUUUAUUAAAAAUUAAGCUAAAAGCUUAGCAUGUUCUUUGAAUUAAAUUAAUUUUAGGAUGCUUAUUAAAUUCUUAAUUUAUCUAUUAAUUCUAAUGAAUUAAAUCGUCUUAAGAAAGAAUUAGAAGAAUAAGAAUUAGUUUAGACAUAACUAAUGAAAGCAUAUCCAAAUUAAUGGUUUCUGAGAGGAAAUUUUGAAAAUAUCCAAGAUGUUACUAAAAAUCAUUUGUAUCAUUGGAGAAACUAUCAUUAGAAUACUGAAUAGAUAGAAUUGUUUUAUAAUCAUAUGAAUAAGAAUGAAAAUUACCUAUCUCUAUUGUUUCCUAAUUUUUAUAAUAGUAAAUAGACUAAUAAAAGUUCAAGAUUGUCUCCAGGAGAGCGAAAUAAAAUAAUCAAGGAUGAGAAAGUAAUUAAUGAUAAUAAUAAUUUAAGGCAAUAAAAUAAUUAAUUGAAAAUUUUGAAAUGUAUUUAUGUUAUGUGGGUGUUUAAUUAUUUGAAGAAAAAAUAAUAGUAUAAAAUCAAGUGCAAUUUAAAAAAUUUCAAAAUUAGAAUAAUGUAUCUGGUUUGCAGAGAGUAAUAUCAUCUUUGAGUGUAUUAGGUUAACGUGAAAAUGCUUUAUUGCUUGUAAAGUUAAUGAAAGAUUGUAAUUUCUAUUACAAAAAAAAAUUUAUCUAUUAUGAUCUUUUAAAAGAAGAAGGGAAUUAAGAUGAAGAUGCAUUUUCAUUUGAUGAAGUGAAAAAAUAUUUUGUUGAAGAAGAUCUUUCGGGACAAGAAUGGGUUUCGUUUAAACUAUUUAUAAAUGAAAGUUUGAAUGUGUGAUUAUGAG
Paramecium sonneborni is the source of this 1317-nucleotide messenger RNA. Lineage: Eukaryota; Ciliophora; Oligohymenophorea; Peniculida; Parameciidae. The record is from the annotation of a GenBank genome assembly.